Messenger RNA from Brassica rapa (field mustard), 1019 nucleotides. RefSeq lists its product as uncharacterized. The record is from RefSeq and is a predicted model, not a curated record. Lineage: Eukaryota; Viridiplantae; Streptophyta; Magnoliopsida; Brassicales; Brassicaceae.
CAGAGGAACAUAAUAAGAAAGUUAAAAGAGUUUUACCAUAAUGUAAGGAAACAUUUGUAACUGAGAUCCACAAAGAGCUGUCCGAAUGAUUCUUUGAGUCAAAGACAAGACCCUUGUCGACACACAACUGAACCAUUGGUUCCAAAUUUCUCGCUGCCUCCAUAUCUUAUCAUCACCAUCCAUCCACACAAAAACGCUAUCAAAGUUCCUUCCUUUCCUCCCCCACAGAGAUGCUGAAACAGAGCUUUGUCUCUCACAACGCCAAUGCUCUCUGUUUCUCUAUAUCCAACCCAAAGUUCAAUUCUUUAAGCCCACCAAAGAAGCCAAAUCGUCUCGCGUCCUGCGCUCUCAAUGUCGGACUCCAAGAUGUAACCGAAGUCAUCCACAACAAGGUACUUAUAGCUGCUGGGUUCUCCGGAGCGAUUGGGCAGCUCUUAAAGCCCUUCACUUCUGUGGUUUUCUAUAAGAAAAAACUUGACUUUAGAACCGCUUUACAAGCUGGAGGCUUCCCUUCAACACAUUCCUCUUCUGUUGUGGCUGCAGCAACUGCAAUUGCUUUUGAAAGGGGAUUUGAUGACUCCAUUUUUGGUUUGACUGUGGUUUACGCUGCUCUGAUCAUGUAUGAUGCUCAGGGUGUGAGGAGAGAAGUUGGAAAGCAUGCGAGAGUGUUGAACAAACUAACGGCUAAUGCUCGGAAAGGUGAAGAGGAGAUAAGUAUAAAGGGCAAGGAAGGUGAGACUUUGGAGUCAGAUGAGAUCAGUGAGGAAGUGAAACUUCCGUUGAAAGAGUCAAUAGGACAUACUGAAGUUGAAGUCAUAGCAGGCGCUUUGUUCGGUUUCUUAGUUAGCUUUGGUGUUUAUUCACUUAUGUAAAGCUCCCAACUUUAUAUGUGGGUUGUUAAGAAAGAAAGAAAGGAGAGUUUGAUACUGUGUAAUUGCAAAAGUUAAAGAAUCAGUGGAAAUGUCAAAACAGUUUUGUGGAUAGCUAUGUUGCUACUGCUGUUUUUGAUUUUGGAGAUA